This is a messenger RNA of Diospyros lotus (date-plum), 3152 nucleotides long. RefSeq lists its product as uncharacterized. Gene Ontology annotation, cellular component: nucleus; preribosome, large subunit precursor; nucleolus. Gene Ontology annotation, biological process: maturation of LSU-rRNA from tricistronic rRNA transcript (SSU-rRNA, 5.8S rRNA, LSU-rRNA); rRNA methylation; maturation of 5.8S rRNA from tricistronic rRNA transcript (SSU-rRNA, 5.8S rRNA, LSU-rRNA). NCBI's taxonomy places the organism in Eukaryota, Viridiplantae, Streptophyta, Magnoliopsida, Ericales, Ebenaceae. The transcript has 11 exons. The record is from RefSeq and is a predicted model, not a curated record. The coding region runs from base 99 to 2651 and encodes 850 amino acids. Gene Ontology annotation, molecular function: rRNA (uridine-2'-O-ribose)-methyltransferase activity; rRNA (guanine) methyltransferase activity.
UCAAUUGCGCAGAACCAAACACUGCCUAAAGGUCUGUCCUUCAAAGUUAAAACCCUAAUCAGCUGAGUCAGUGAAACCCUAGAGGCAGAGGGAGAGAGAUGGGGAAGGUGAAGGGAAAGCAUCGCUUGGACAAAUACUACUACCUAGCCAAAGAGCACGGCUACAGAUCUCGAGCUGCAUGGAAGCUGGUUCAGCUCGACUCGAAGUACACCUUCCUCCGCUCCUCCCGCGGUGUCCUCGACCUCUGCGCCGCCCCCGGCGGCUGGAUGCAGGUUGCCGUCGAACGUGUCCCCGUCGGCAGCCUCGUAAUCGGCGUCGAUCUCGUCCCUAUCCGCCCCCUGCGCGGCGCUGUCUCCGUCGAAGAAGACAUCACCAAGCCCCAGUGCCGCGUCGCCAUCAAGAAACUUAUGGCGCAGCAUGGUUGCCGAGCGUUCGACUUGGUGUUGCACGAUGGCUCGCCUAAUAUCGGUGGUGCUUGGGCCCAGGAGGCCACCACUCAGAAUGCUUUGGUCAUCGAUUCUGUGAAGCUCGCUACUGAAUUCUUAGCGCCCAAAGGAACAUUCGUUACCAAAGUUUUCAGGUCUCAAGACUACAGCGCUGUUCUUUACUGCCUUAGACAGUUGUUUGAGAAGGUUGAGGUGGAUAAACCAGCCGCCAGUCGUUCAGCAUCUGCUGAGAUAUAUAUUCUAGGUAUCAAGUACAAGGCUCCUGCAAAGAUUGAUCCCCGGCUUCUUGAUGUAAAACACUUAUUCCAGGGAGGCCAAGAACCACCAAAGGUUGUUGACGUACUUAGAGGAACAAAGCAGAAGAGACACCGGGAUGGGUAUGAAGAAGGAGCAACUGUUCUGAGAAAGGUUUGUUCUGCAGCAGAUUUUGUUUGGUCAGAUGCUCCCCUUGACAUCCUUGGUUCAGUGACAACUAUCACCUUCGAGGAUCCUACUUGUUUGCCUAUAAAGGAUCAUAGUUUGACAACAGAGGAGGUUAAAGCUCUUUGUGAGGAUUUGCAUGUCUUAGGAAAGCAAGACUUCAAGCAUCUUUUGAAAUGGCGAAUGAGUAUAAGAAAGGCAUUGUCCCCUUCACAUAAAGCUACUCCUACAACCACAGAUGUUGAACAUGAGAAUAAGGAUGGUGAUGAUGAAGAUGAGAAAAUGCUGAAUGAGAUGGAGGAGCUGUCCUAUGCUAUGGAUCGUAAGAACAAACGAGCAAAGAAACUUAUUGCAAAAAGACAAGCUAAGGACAAAGCAAGAAAGGCAUUGGGGAUGCAAGUGGAUGCAAUAGAGGAUAGUUAUAAUGAUCAUGAGUUGUUUUCUCUUUCUUCUAUCAAGGGGAAGAAAGAUUUAGUAGCUGUUGAUACUGCUGAAUAUGAUGACGAAGCUGCUGAUGUGGCAGAUAGUGAAAAUGAAGAAAACCAUGAGGAACAGCAGGAAUCUUCAUCUAGUGAUGUGGAUUCUGAUGAAGAACACAGAAGGUACCAUGAGCAGAUGGAGGAGAUCCUCGAAGAGGCUUAUGAACAGUAUGUGGCAAAAAAAGAAGGAAGUACUAUGCAGAGAAAGCGCUCAAAACAGAAACAUUCCAAGGAUAGUGAACUUUUUGAGGAUGGUGAUGAUAAUAAUAUGAUUGAAUCUGAUGAAAAUUCAGACAAUGACCGUGGAGAUAAUGAAGCAAACCCUCUUGUGGUGCCGCUUGUGGAGGAAGUGCCUACACAAGAGGAGAUUGCAAGGAAGUGGUUUAGUUUAGAUGUGUUUGACAACGCAGAUGAGCAGGGGAAUAAGGAUGAGUCUGAUAGUGAAGAUGAAAUGCAAGUGGAUGGAGUAAGGAAGCAACUUUCACACCCUAAAGAUACACAGAAAAGUGACGUUUUGAUGGCUGAACCAAAAGUGCCACCGUCCGUGCCUGCAAAGACCAGGGAAAAGAAAGUACGAGAAGUGAAGGACUCUACAAAUGAAGAUGAUUUUGAGAUAGUUCCAGCCCCAGGAACAGAUUCAAGUGAUGAUUCAUCAUCAUCUGAUGAUGAAUCAGAGGAUGAAGAUGUAGAUACAAAAGCUGAGAUAUUGGCUUAUGCAAAGAAAAUGUUGAGGAAGAAGCAGAGGGAACAAAUACUAGAUGAUGCCUACAACAAGUACAUGUUUCACGAUGAAGGAUUGCCUAUGUGGUUUCUGGAUGAAGAAAAGAGGCACCGGCAGCCUGUUAAGCCUGUUACUAAAGAGGAGAUUGCUGCAAUGAGAGCACAAUUCAAAGAAAUUAAUACCCGACCAGCUAAGAAGGUUGCUGAAGCUAAGGCCCGGAAGAAGCGGAUUGCCAUGAAGAAACUAGAACAGGUUCGGAAGAAGGCCAACUCCAUAUCAGACCAGGCAGACAUCUCUGAUCGUUCAAAGAGAAAGAUGAUCGAUCAACUCUAUAAGAAGGCGGCACCGAAGAAGCCUCAGAAGGAAUAUGUGGUGGCAAAGAAAGGAGUCCAAGUCAAGACUGGCAAGGGGAAAGUCCUUGUUGAUAGAAGAAUGAAGAAGGAUGCAAGGUCACAUGGAAUGAGCAAGAAAGGUAAAACUGGUUCAAAGGGUGCCAAGGGUCAGAAGAAAGGUAAAGGGCCGGGAAAGGCCACAUCAAAAGGGCAAAAAGGUAACAAAGGCAGGAGGAUGAGCAACCGUGACUGAGCUAUACUGCAGUCGAUGAAGGUGAAGGGUGCUGAAGGGCCUGCAAAAAAGCUUUGGGGAAUGGUGAAAUUGCUGGAGGUUUAAGCUUGGAAGGCACCAGUCUUUCGACUCUUUCCGUCUGAUUUCCACUCGAUUGUGAGUUUAUUGCUAGUUUUUGUUAACUUUUGAGUUAUCUACACAUGAUUCAGUAGAAGAUAUUUUGCUCCAUUUUUUCCCCUUUCAAAUCUCCGAGUCUCGGACCCAUCGGGUGCAAUGGAGUUCGAUUUUAGACGUGGUCAUCACACAUUAAAUUGUGUACUGCAGUCCAUUUUUUUGGUUUAUUUUUGCUAUGUUGAUUUCACAUUUACUACAUAAACUUCUCAUAUAUUAACAAAUUAGAGGACCCCUGUAGGUCAACCAUUUCAAGAUACAAGCAGCUAAGCUGUAAUGGAGACUGGGGUUGCUUCUGUUGUGAGGUCUAAAUAUUUAUUUAGCUUUUAAUCGAGCUAUUGGUUUUUACUA